Messenger RNA from Spirodela intermedia, 7301 nucleotides. The record is from the annotation of a GenBank genome assembly. NCBI's taxonomy places the organism in Eukaryota, Viridiplantae, Streptophyta, Magnoliopsida, Alismatales, Araceae.
AUGACAGUGCCCGGGAGGCACAGCGCGGCCAACAGGACUGCCGUCAGGGCGGCGCCGGUGCCGGCGCCAACAAGAGUGCCCCUGAAGCGGCUGCUGCGGGUGGCGUCGGUGUCGUGUGGGGUGCAGUUUGGUUGGGCCCUGCAGCUCUCCCUGCUCACCCCCUACGUGCAGGAGUUGGGCAUCCCCCACGUAUGGUCCAGCCUCAUCUGGCUCUGCGGGCCGGUUUCGGGCCUCCUCGUCCAGCCCCUGGUGGGCCACACGAGCGACCGCUGCACCAGCCGCUUCGGCCGACGGAGGCCAUUCAUCGCCGGCGGCGCCGCCUCCAUCGCCGUCGCAGUCCUCCUCAUCGGCCACUCUGCAGACAUCGGUAGUGUCCUCGGGGACCGUGGCCCUCACCGCCCCCGUGCCAUCGCCGUGUUUGUGCUAGGGUUUUGGCUUCUCGACGUCGCCAACAACGUCACCCAGGGCCCCGCCCGCGCCCUCCUCGCCGACCUCACCGGUAAGUCUCUCAUCCUCUCUCUCUCUCUCCACCCUGCCUGUGCUAGUUUCUGUCUCCUGCAAGCCGCCGUUCGCGGCGGCGCAACCCGAAGGACGGCUCCUCCUUCCGGAAGAGCUAGAAUUCUAACCUUGUGCCAGCACCUACGGGCCACCCACCUCCAUAAAACUGAUUCUUCGACAGCCAAGGAGCGGUCGCGUUCUUUUUCUAGUGGUAGGGUAUACUCAUUAGACUCGAAGGCCAGCUUCUCUGUGCCAUUCCUCACACCUUGUGUGCCUCUUCAUCUUUCCUACAGUCCUUUCUUGGAGCUCUUCCAACGUUUCACGCUCUCACUCUUUCAGUGUGAUCUCUGUUGCACGAUGAUGGUGCAGUGUCUCGUACAUCUUCUCACGUAUGUAGAAGAGCACGCGGCAGACAAUGUUUGAGGUCGACCCAAAAUUUAUCUGCAAGUUUCAUGACGUGAUUUUUUUUUUUACUUGCCUUUUCUAGUGAUAUCAUAGUCAUCGGUGGCAAUAGCUGGCGUUCCCAAUCCUCAAAAUAAUAAAAAAAAAUAAAAAAUAAAAAGGAAAAAAAGAAAAAAAGAAGAAGAAAAAAGGAAAACAAAAAGGAUUUCAAUCUUCCUUGGGUUUAGUGGAGAAUCAGAUUGAAGUUCAGAGCUGCUAAAAGAUAAAUAUUAUAGAAGCUUAUUUGUUUACUUGAAUGUGGUUAAGGAAAAAUGACAAUAAUUAACCUCAUCUACCCUAUCUACAGCAUUGACAUGAAGAGAUCAUCAGUUUGAUCCUUUGCAACAUAAUUCAUUUGUCCCAGGAGAAAGCUCGGAUCAUAUUCUAAAAAUGAUAAUUGGGUUUUUUAAGUUACUUUGACUGCGGGUAGUGCUGUUCUAGGAUCCUUCGCUUUUUUUCUUUUCUUCAUCCCUUCCACAGGUUGUAGGAUUGUUCCUCUCCAAAAACAUCAUCUUCUUGGCGCUUCCAUGGCUCCAUCUGCCAAACCUGUGACCCUCACAGAAGCUGUGGCUGUCAUGGGUCAGAGUCCAGUGCUGACUUGAAUAUGACUAUCUUUUUUGGUAAGUGUAAUAUCAUAUUCAGUAUGAGAUUGAGUUUCAGUCCUGUGAGGAGACUUCUGCCAUUGGAAUAGUCCUGUUAAAUGCUGUCGUGCUGCAGAUCAUAUCCGUUCUAGGUCACCUUUCACUAUCUCCACGGCCAACACACUCCAGGAUGCCAAAGUGCUGUCCGAGUGAUGGGUUUUAUAGAGGCAAUUAGGUAAAAUGCAAUUUUGCUGCAACUUCUUGCGAGUUUUAACGGUUUGUGAGAUUAUGGAGACAAAAAUAGCGCUUUGGUCUCAUAUAUGCUUGGAAUAAUCUACUGAUGAUCUUGUUGCCUGUGUUUUCCUGUAUUUAUAGAUUAUGUAAAUGAGAUUUGAUAAAAUACCCUCUUACUAGGUAGAUGGAAGAUGAAAGUUAAGAGGAAUACCUUCACUUAUGAGGUUUCUAAAACUAACCAGAAGAUUGGUGGUUAUCAACAUAAAAGAACCUAAAAUCUGACGUUGCAUUUACCAUUAUUAUAGAAAUAAUGGCUAUGUUCAACAUCGUAUUGUGCUAUGAGAGCUCUGGAUGUUGUAACUGAGGUUGGGCAACUUAUUCUAAUACAGAACGAAAAGAAUUGAAACAUUUUGGAUUUCACAAGUUCAGUGACGACUUAUGAUGACUUGGUUCCUACUCAAAUGUGUGUAUGGCCAAGUGCGUCUUUUCUUUAAUUGAAAAAAUUAUUUUACCUCUUCAUGGAUUUCGGCAUCAGAAUCUUAAAAAAAAUAUAGAUGAUGUGUGUGGCACUUAAUGAUUGUGACGCGACAUCAUGUGUAAUAGGGACGCAAAUGGGUUUGAUUCACAGUGGUAGUCCCUCGUUGAUCAUGACAAAACUCCGAGGGUUAAGAUUUCACUGGUCUGAAAAAUAAUAAGAAAAAGAUGUGGAGAGUGCCAGCCUGAUUAAAGGGUGUAGAGGCAUAUGCAGAAGGAAGAGGAAAAGGUGUAGUUUUCAGUGUAGUUGGACGAAUCCUUCUCGAUUAUCUGCCUGUGUAAAUCAAGGAAUCUGAAUAGAGUGGGUGUCACGGUUCUGCUGUUUGCUAACUUGUUUACUGAAGUAGGAAAUCAAAUUUUCUAUUUUAUUACUUCAUGCUGUUAUAAGAUUUCCUGAAAUCCUGACUACCCCACCAAAUUUUUUUUAAUGAUGUUUUAUAUAUCUAGUGGGGAAUUUGGCACUUAUGUGACGAAAAUAAAAAUCAAUAAUAACUGGAUAUAAGGCAGUUGUUGUAACAAUCAGAGGUUACUGGUAUGUUGUAAUUGCCUAAAUAGCUGCGUUUUAAAAUAUUGACGCGUUGUUUGUUGAGUGGAAAAUAUGAAUGUACAUGUCCUUAAUGACUGGCAUGUCUUUUUAGUGGAAGAUGAAUAUCUUUUUUUCUUGACUUUUAAUCCGAUUAGCCCACGUGUGUUUAAUUAUUUCCUGAAGAACCAGUAUUGUAUUUAAUAUCAAUAUUUUUCCAAAUAUACAUUAGAGUGAACAUAAAAAAUACCAAAUUAGAGGGGUAGCAUUUGCAAUCAGCAUUAAGAAUAAUGCACAUCCCCCCUUCCCCCUACUCCCCAACGGAGGGGCACUGUUUUAUGGGAUCGAGACUCUGGUUACUGAGAGUUGAUGGAUAACCUUCCUCCUUUGUGAAAGACCUUUGAUGAAAUCACUAAGAGGCCAUGCCAAAAUUGCAUAGAUUUAUUCACAUCUAUUUACAGGUUGUAACCGUUAGAGAAUCUUCUUGAUUAAGUUCAUCAAUGCUAUGAUAUCAAUAACCCACGACAGAAAAGGGACAAAUGUGUGAGCAACUGAUGUACUCUUCCCAAAGCUGGUAUUUGAUGGAAAAAAAUCUACUUUGCUGCUAAUCGUUGCUGUACUGCUCCAUAUCCUUUCUUCUUUGCUCUUAGGAGGGAAAUGUUCAUCUCAUAUUUCAUCCAAUUGUCAUGAAUGCGUAUGACAUAUGUUGCUAUGCACUGCGUCGGUUGACAAAAAAUUAUGAGUGAAACCUCUGCAAAUGUUGUGUGGUCUGGAUGAUUUGAUUUGGGGGCCUUGUGACAUAAUACAUUUAUGUUAGGAAGUGGAUGAACGCAUCUCCUACAGCUUUCUGCUAAAAAGGUUUCAUGGAAGCAUCAGGUGCAUAGUAUACAAUUUUUGCUCCAAGUGACUGUUAAGCACUACACAGCAAUGCUUCCUAAGUGGCAUCCUAGCAGCUUCUAUAAUUUCCGCUACAAAUGAUUAUUGACCGUUGAAGAACAAUGUGUCGAUGAUAUCACUAGCAUUAUUUAGACGAGUAACAUAUUAGAAACACAUAGUGCUGUUAUAGGAUUUAAGUUCAUAAAAUUUCACUUACUCUGUUUUUAAUUUAUCACGUUGAUGUAUGUUGUUAUCUAAAACUUUCGUUCUUGAAUAUUUUUCGUGUGAUUUUAUUAUUUGUACCUAUUGACAAGAAAUCGACGUGUUUAUGUGGCUUAUUUCAUCAAUCAGUGUGGAAACUAACCUCCAAGGUUGUUGAUGCACUUUGGUGAACUAGGUGAUAUAGGUGGGGCCUCUAAGCAGAUACUUAUAACUUGUUCACUGAAAAAGUUUUUGGUGACUAAUCUACCGGACAACGGUAGAUUAGUCUAUUUUUAUGUAGUAAUGAGAAAAGGUUCUUAUUCUAAGGAAUAAGGGCAAAGAACGACCAUAAUCUCUGUUGAAAGGGAAGGAAGAGCCAUAUCAGCUGUAAAGAAGGAAAGAUGGAGAGAAUUGAAAUUCGAAGUCAUUUUCAAAACAUGGGUACUCAAAGAAAGUAGGUUCUCUGCAUAUAAAUGUUUGUCAGGUGUUGAGAGAGAACUAAGGCAUUUGUCAUGAUGAUGGUGUGCCCUUGGGACCAAGCUGGCAUUGACAUUGGCGCAUCCUCAUUUAUCUCUCAAUUGGAGAAUGCCCUUUGGACCAAGCCAGCCCAGAAUUUCACUUUAUUGCAGGAAAUACAAGUCCAUCUCAUGGAAAAAAAAGAAAAAAUUAAGUGCAUUUUUUUUAUUUUGUUUGCGCCUUUUCAAUUUAAACCUCUUUCGAGUAUUGAUGCACAGUCCUUUUCAGUAUUCAUCGAUGAACAAUUUGUGCACAGUGAUGCUGAAGCCUAUAUCACAUGAUAGUUUUGCCAGACUUGUUACGUUUCUAGCUAAGACUUCGUUAUUUGUAUGUAGGGAAGGAUCACAGAAGGACUCGUGUUGCAAAUGCGUAUUUCUCUCUGUUCAUGGCUCUAGGCAAUAUUCUUGGCUUCGCUACUGGAUCCUAUAGCGGCUGGUCCUCCAUCCUCCCUUUCACUGCCACUGCAGCUUGCGGCACAAACUGUGCUAACCUGAAAUCCGCUUUCAUUCUUGAUAUCAUUAUUCUCACAUUUACUACAUAUAUUAGCCUAUCAUCUGCCCAUGAAAUUCCUCUAAAUUCUGUUGGUGACGCUGUGCACUCUGGGAUAGAAGCAGAAAUGGAAAAUGGCACCGAGGAGGCUUUCCUUUGGGAACUAUUGGGCUCUUUUAGAUAUCUAACCUCUCCAAUCUGGAUAAUUCUGAUUGUCACUGCAUUGACAUGGACUGGAUGGUUUCCCUUCCUGCUAUAUGAUACGGAUUGGAUGGGUCGAGAAAUCUACAAAGGACUGCCCAAUCAAGGACGAAAUUACCACUCUGGUGUUCGGAUGGGGGCAUUUGGUUUGAUGUUGAACUCCAUCAUUCUCGGAUUGACUUCAAUGGGGAUAGAAAAAUUGUGUAGGAAGUGGGGUGCUGGUCUGGUUUGGGGAAUAUCAAAUAUUUUUAUGGCUCUAUGCUUCGUAGCAAUGCUGAUCAUAUCCCUUGUGGCCAAUAAUAUAGAGCCUUCACAGAAUGGUCUUCCACCAGAUGGCAUUGUCAUUGUUGCCCUUGUUGUUUUCGCAGUUCUUGGCAUACCAUUGGCAGUGAGUGCUCUGAGUUAUGUCCAUUUUUUUUCUCAUUUCUUCUUGCUUCCGUGGCUACAGGGCAUGAAUUUUAUUCCUUUUUUGUUGUUUUUUUUGUUCCCAGAUUACAUACAGUGUUCCCUAUGCAAUGAUGUCGACUCGGGCUGAACCUUUGGGUCUCGGCCAAGGUAGGUUCGUUUGUGUUCUUUUACUAUUUUCCAUUGAGGUACUUCCUCUGAGUAAUACUGGAUGAGAAACAACAUCUUUCAUGCAGGACUGGCUAUGGGUAUUCUUAAUCUAGCUAUUGUCAUACCGCAGGUACUCCUCAUUUUAAUAAUUAUUAUUUAUUCAUCUGGUAUAGAUUCUUUAAUUUUUAAAAGCCCUCAGAUUUUUACAAAAAAAGUUACUUUCUUAGAACUUCUGAAUUAUUACCUCUUAAAUUUUUUUAUUUACUCAGGUUUAGGAAGUAAUAGUCAGGGGAAAUGCCCCAUCCUUGCAUAGCGGAAACGAUUGCAAAACAUGAGAUAUUGAGGGGAGAAGGGAAGGAGAUUGACCUGCGUAUUUGCUAUAAACAAGAAUGAUAUAGGGGGUUGGAAGGCUCGGUAGAUGGCUAGAGGUGGGAGAUUCAUUUGGUCGAGAAGUAAGACUUUCCUUGGUCAUUGGGUAUCUAAAAGCGGAAGCUGAUGGGUCAGCAAACGCUGCUGACUUACCCCAAAGGAGGGUUGCUAUGUGUCUGCUUUCAUUGCCCAAAAGGAGCUGAAGAAGAAACCUGUGAGGGAGUGAGAUAAAAAUGCUGCGACAUUCCUUUCACCUUCCAUGAACUCGACACAGAAGUCAAAAGGUUAUUUCGUGUUGGGUGAUGGAUGUGGUUAUGCUUUGACUAAAGUUAUCAACUUGUUGGUCAAUAUGUUCCAAGGGAACAAGAAAUUCUAUUAUGUGACUCUAUCAAAGAGUGGCAGCAAAGCAUUAAAAGCAGCUUGAGACGGCUUGUCACACCCUAGGAAAACUAACCGCAUGAGAAGGCUGCUAGGAGCUUUUCUGUGAUGAAAUUUCAGUGAAUGGAUGAUUUCCCCCCCACAAACACUGCCAUGAUAGAAGGGUGAUUUAGUACACGCUUGAACAAAUUAUGUCACACGAUGGCUGACUUUCCUUCUCCGCGUAGUUCAUCUUGCUUGCCGAAUGCUAUACAAAGAACGCACAUAGUUCGAAUCUUGUAUGGAUUGAUUGUGCUUCCGAGCAUCUAACACAGCUAGGCGUUGACUAGGUUCCCCCUUCUUGGUUAAUCAUCAUCAAAUUAUGUCAGAGUCAUGCAUGUAUAUGAAGUUUCGGCUCCGUGGAUGUGACAAUUCUUUCCAAAGCAGCAUCUCUCUGGUAAGACCGCCUGCAUAAUUCUAGUUAGACCCGGCACAGCCGCCCACCCUACUCUAGUGCGGUUGGACCCCAUACAAUCAGGAAUCCUGAAAGACGAACCGGAGAUUGGGAGUAAUCUGUUCACUGAUGUGGUGAUGGGUUAGAUAGAAUUCAUCCCAAGUAGCUACUUAAUCACUGCCCAUCUGAUAAAACCAGUUCUUUGAGCCAACGCCGUACAUUUCUGACCAUUCUGCUUGGUGUUGAAUGUCCAUCUAAGAGGCUAUGAGAAGAACCCAUCUGACGGAACCCUUUCGUGCGAGCCCAGGUGAUUGUGUCCGUGGGGAGUGGACCCUGGGACCAGCUCUUCGGAGGUGGGAACGCGCCGGCCUUCGCUGUAGCCGGAGUCGCAGCCUUUGUCAGCGGCCUCAUCGCCAUCCUCGCCCUCCCCCGCUCUCCUGCGGCGGCCAAGAGGACGACGGGCCGCCGUUGA